AUGUCACUUUUCGGCGCCGGCGCGUCGUCGGCCUCGGCGGGUCAGACAAACACCACCGGCGACAUUUCCAAGGACGUCGCCCUCAACACUCCUCCCGAGGAUGGCAUCUCGGAUCUCCGCUUCUCGCCUACCAGCGAGCACCUAGCCGUCGCCUCGUGGGAUAAGAAAGUCCGCAUCUACGAAAUCAACGACCAGGGACAAAGUGAAGGAAAGGCACUCUUCGAGCACGAAGCUCCAGUUCUGAACUGCUGCUGGUCUCCAGAUGGAACCAAGGUCGUCGGUGCUGGUGCCGAUAAGGCAGCCCGCAUGCUCGAUCUCGGCUCAGGCACAACAACUCAAGUUGCUGCCCAUGACGCCCCAAUUCGAAGCUGCCAUAUGAUCCCCAAUCCCUCCGUGGGCGGAACCCCACUCCUGAUCACCGGCUCGUGGGACAAGACAGUCAAAUACUGGGAUUUGCGCCAGUCGACCGCAAUCGCCUCCGUCGAGUGCCAGGAGCGUGUCUACACCAUGGACGUCAAGAACAAGCUUCUCGUUAUCGGCACCGCUGACCGUUACAUCAAUAUCAUCAACCUCGACCAGCCAACAAAGUUCUACAAGACUAUGCAAUCACCCCUCAAGUGGCAGACGCGGGUAGUCAGCUGCUUUUCAGAUGCCUCCGGCUUCGCGGUCGGCUCCGUCGAGGGUCGCUGUGCUAUUCAGUACGUCGAGGAGAAGGAUUCCGCCUCGAACUUCUCCUUCAAGUGCCACCGUGAAACCCCGCCCGCAAACCGCGAUGUCUGCAAUAUCUACUCCGUUAACGCUAUCUCUUUCCACCCCAUCCACGGCACCUUCAGCACCGCAGGUGCGGACGGUACUUUCCACUUCUGGGACAAGGAUGCCAAGCACCGUCUCAAGGGUUACCCCGCUGUCGGAGGCCCUAUCACUACCACCGCUUUCAACCGUACUGGAAAUAUCUUCGCUUACUCUGUCAGCUACGACUGGAGCAAGGGUUACUCCGUCAAUACCCAGCAGACUCCCAACAAGGUCAUGCUGCACCCUAUCGGACCUGAGGAGACAAAGCCCAGACCGAGCACGCGCAAGCGUUGA
Messenger RNA from Penicillium crustosum, 1086 nucleotides. It is a transcript of the gene sonA, whose product is annotated as putative nuclear pore complex protein (SonA). The record is from RefSeq and is a predicted model, not a curated record. Gene Ontology annotation, molecular function: ubiquitin binding; RNA binding. The coding region runs from base 1 to 1086 and encodes 361 amino acids. The transcript has 2 exons. Gene Ontology annotation, biological process: RNA export from nucleus; transcription-dependent tethering of RNA polymerase II gene DNA at nuclear periphery. Lineage: Eukaryota; Fungi; Ascomycota; Eurotiomycetes; Eurotiales; Aspergillaceae. Gene Ontology annotation, cellular component: nuclear pore.